Messenger RNA from Dioscorea cayenensis subsp. rotundata (Guinea yam), 2155 nucleotides. RefSeq names its product calcium-dependent protein kinase 2-like. The coding region runs from base 316 to 1920 and encodes 534 amino acids. The transcript is spliced from 9 exons. Gene Ontology annotation, molecular function: calmodulin binding; calcium-dependent protein serine/threonine kinase activity; calcium/calmodulin-dependent protein kinase activity. Gene Ontology annotation, cellular component: nucleus; cytoplasm. Gene Ontology annotation, biological process: protein autophosphorylation; intracellular signal transduction; peptidyl-serine phosphorylation. Lineage: Eukaryota; Viridiplantae; Streptophyta; Magnoliopsida; Dioscoreales; Dioscoreaceae. The record is from RefSeq and is a predicted model, not a curated record.
GGUUUUUUAGCAGACUUGCUGGCACGUUUGAAGUGGCAUUCAGGUUCUCUUCUUCUUCUUCUUCUUCUUCUUCUUCUUCUUCAUAUUCUUCUUCUUUGAAUGAAUUGGUUCUAGAUUGAUUGACUCAUUGAAUUCAUCUCUCAAGUUUGUAAACAUAAAAUCACUGUUUUUCUUCUAAUUUUCUGCAUUCUUUGUUCAAAUUCCCUUCUUGUCAAUCUCCAAAAAUUUCAUCUUUCUCUCCUUUUGCUUGGGAUCUGAGCUUCAGCUUCUCUGGAUUUGCAGGAUUGUGAGAUUUUUAUCACAAAGAGUUGAGAGAUGGGGCUUUGUUGUAGCAAAGAUAUGGAUUCUAAAUCAAAUGAAUAUACAUACCAAAGACCAGCAGCAGCUCAACAUGCAACCAAGCCAUCACCAUCACCACCACCACCACCACCACCACCACCACCUCCCUCUGGAACCAAGAAUGCUCCUCCAUCCCCUUUGAAACCCUCUGCUCCCAAUCCAUCACCACCCAAACCCCAAAUUCAUGGUGACACUAUCCUUGGUAAACCCUUUGUGGAUGUAAGAAGUUUUUAUACUCUUGGUAAGGAGCUCGGCCGAGGCCAAUUCGGUGUUACUUAUCUUUGUACUGAGAAUGCCACUGGCCUCUCUUAUGCUUGCAAGUCGAUCUCAAAACGCAAGCUUACUAGUAAGAGUGAUAGAGAGGAUAUCAAGAAAGAGAUUCAGAUCAUGCAGCAUUUGACUGGCCAAACAAAUAUUGUUGAGUUCAAAGGGGCUUAUGAGGACAAGUACUCUGUGCAUCUUGUGAUGGAGCUUUGUGCUGGCGGGGAGUUGUUCGAUAGGAUUAUCGCUAAAGGGCAUUACUCGGAAAGGGCUGCGGCAACGAUGUGUCGGGCAAUUGUCAAUGUGGUGCAUAUUUGUCAUUUCAUGGGAGUUAUGCAUCGAGACCUCAAGCCGGAGAAUUUCUUGCUUUCAACAAAGGAUGAAGGAGCGAUGCUCAAGGCCACGGAUUUUGGUCUAUCAGUCUUCUUCGAGGAUGGAAAAGUCUAUAGGGAUAUGGUCGGGAGUGCUUAUUAUGUUGCUCCCGAAGUUCUACGACGAAAUUAUGGGAAAGAAAUAGAUAUUUGGAGUGCUGGUGUUAUUUUAUACAUCCUUCUAAGUGGCGUCCCUCCUUUCUGGGCCGAGUCGGAGAAAGGGAUAUUUGAUGCUAUAUUGCAAGGGCACAUUGACUUUGAUAGUGCGCCAUGGCCAUCUAUAUCGAAAAGUGCUAAAGAUCUGGUCAGACGGAUGCUUACUCAGGACCCGAAGAAACGAAUCACUUCUGCCCAAGUUCUUGAACAUCCAUGGAUUAGAGAAGAUGGAGAUGCACCUGAUAAACCCAUCGACAGCGCCGUUCUUUCAAGGAUGAAGCAAUUCAGAGCAAUGAACAAACUGAAGAAGAUGGCACUGAAGGUUAUAGCGGAAAAUCUUUCUGAAGAAGAGAUAAAAGGUUUGAAACAGAUGUUUACAAAUAUGGACACGGACAAGAGUGGCACGAUCACAUACGAAGAACUGAAAACAGGAUUGGCCCGACUCGGCUCGAAGCUCUCUGAGGCGGAAGUAAAGCAGCUCAUGGAUGCUGCUGAUGUCGACGGGAACGGGAGUAUCGAUUACAUUGAAUUUAUUACAGCCACAAUGCACAGGCACAAGCUUGAAAGAGAUGAGCAUCUAUACAAUGCAUUCCAAUAUUUCGACAAGGAUAACAGCGGCUAUAUUACAAGAGAGGAAUUGCGAUCGGCUAUGGAGGAGCAUGGAAUGGGCGAUGCUGCCACAAUCAAAGAAAUUAUAUCGGAGGUUGACACCGAUAAUGAUGGAAGGAUAAACUAUGAGGAGUUUUGUGCAAUGAUGAGGAGUGGGGUUCAGCAGAGUGUUAAGGUUUUAUGAGCUCUUUGUUGGUAAAUAAAGCUUCCAUUGAUCUGGUUUUCACCUUUCUCAAUGUGGAAGCAUGUUUCUAUCUGGUUUCUGCUUUCAUUUUAUUUUUUUGUUCAUUGGUUGUAUAAACAUCAGAAUUGACUUGGAGGGAUUGUGAGGGAUUUUAAUUGGUAACUUUGAACUUAUCAGAUGAAUGUAUAAUUGUAUUUUGUUUCAAUGAAAUAAUGAAAGGCUUGGUAGUGUCUCA